GCGCAGUUAGACAUGACGCGCGCGCGUCCGAGACUCAUCAGAACUCCGCGAUGCGGGUCGAGGCGCCGGUGUGUUCGGUAACGGGUCUGAGGAGCGGUCACGCGUCGGUUCGUCCAUGAGAAGCUCUGCGGCGGCGCUGUUUGCGUGUGUACUCGCGGUUCUGCUCCACUGGCUCGGCUGGACCGACAGAACCGCGCUGCUGUCGGGCUUCAGUUCUGCAGACAACCAGAAGGCUGUGCAUGAGGUGUUGGUGGGCGUUUUGUCGGCUCGGCACCAUUAUGAGCUCCGGCAGGCCAUCAGAGACACAUGGCUGGGCUACAUCACACAUCACCCGCACUUCAGCACACGGGUGAUGGUGAAGUUCAUCGUGGGCGAACAUGGCUGUGCGGUCGCUCCAGAGGAUCGUGAAGACCCGUAUUCCUGCACACUUCUGAACCUCACAGAGACCGUGUCGGAUGAGGAGAUGUCCAUCUUGAGUGUCCCUGAGGGCUCAGCGCUGGUGCCGUGUGACGUCUCUGCGCUCAGUCUGGACUUCAAGGUCCUUCACUCGGUGGUCAUCACUCAGCUGGGCGUCUUUCCCAACGGCCCGAGACACGAGUUCACCGGGAACGUCACCGUCCGGCUGCUCCAGGUGGACCAAGAGGAGGCGGUGGUGAGCGCUCGCUUCAGCACACUAAGUCCAGGAUCACGUGUGGGUGGGAUGUUUUACAAGCCCGUGGAGCAGUUCAUUCUACCCAAGGGUUUUGAGGGAACGCUCCUGUGGGAAGCUCAGGAUUCGUCCGGUCUGAUGUCUGUCAACACUUCAGCGGUUCGUCUGAAUAACGGCGGAGGCGUUCUCAAGUUUGGAUCUGUUGAAGAUGGCACGUUGCCUCACAGGAGCGCUCUGGGCUUCCCGGGUCUGGCUGGAGGAUUCAUGUUUUCAGUGUACGAUGUGGAGGUGUUGUCUGAGCUGUUGCGUGGGCGAGCGGGACGGCAGCGGAGUCGAGUGGAUCAGCUGAAACACGAGGACGAAGCCCUGCGGGACGAGAGCCUCAGACACGGAGACAUGGUGUUCGUGGACGUGGUGGACACCUACAGGAACGUGCCUUUAAAACUGCUGCAGUUUUAUAAGUGGUCGGUGGGAAACGCUGACUUCAAGCUGCUUCUCAAGACUGAUGAUGAUUGUUAUAUCGACGUGGACGCCGUCCUGCUGAAGACGGAGCGCCUCACACACACCAUCACACACACCAGCCUGUGGUGGGGCAAUUUCCGGCAGAAUUGGGCUGUGGAUCGAGUGGGUAAGUGGCAGGAACUGGAGUAUGCGAGUCCUGCGUAUCCGGCCUUCGCCUGCGGAUCCGGAUAUGUGGCGUCCCGGGAUCUGGUGGAGUGGCUGGCCAGCAACGCACAGCAUCUGAAAGCGUACCAGGGAGAAGAUGUGAGCAUGGGCAUUUGGAUGGCUGCGGUGGGACCUCGCAAAUAUCAGGAUUCAGGCUGGCUGUGUGAGAAGGAGUGUUUCGUGGACAUGUUGUCGUCCCCGCAGCAUUCGGCUCAGGAGCUGCGCUCGCUUUGGGAACGGAAGAGGAAGUGUGGCGAUCCCUGCGGAUGUGCCUGAACUCUGAUGUCUCACACUCUUCUCUUCUCUUCUCUUAAUAAUGUUCACUUGUCCUUUUCUGUUGUUGGUCACAGGCUGGCUUUGAGGAUCCACCAGAAGACGAGACAAAACUCCAGGGUUUGUGAAUCGUCAGGGCAGCUUUCCUGUUCUUUAUCUUGUCACGUGUCUUUCU
Rhinichthys klamathensis goyatoka is the source of this 1763-nucleotide messenger RNA. RefSeq names its product beta-1,3-N-acetylgalactosaminyltransferase 2 (gene b3galnt2). Gene Ontology annotation, cellular component: membrane. The record is from RefSeq and is a predicted model, not a curated record. The coding region runs from base 116 to 1591 and encodes 491 amino acids. NCBI's taxonomy places the organism in Eukaryota, Metazoa, Chordata, Actinopteri, Cypriniformes, Leuciscidae. Gene Ontology annotation, molecular function: hexosyltransferase activity. The transcript is spliced from 12 exons.